CUCUUUUCUGGAAUUUCCAGAAACUACAACAACCCUUUCUAGUAUGGAUGAUUAUUGCAAGGCGCUAUUUGUACAUGGAGCUGAGAUGCUCUUGAGGCAACUCUUCACCGGUUUGAUAUCUAGCCGAGAGAUACCUUACUGCGGUUCUACAUACAAAUCGCCUGGAUCGGUCAAUAAAAGCUUCGGGACUACAAGCUGAUUAGAGUUUUCGAAAGCAUUAAGACGCUAGGGGCUCUCAUUAUGCGCUUCAUCUAUUAACAACUUGGAUUCCAGACUGUGCAACCGAAGCUUUCUGUUCCAUGGACUCGGGCACUACUGGGGUCCCAAAUGUGACCUCAUCAGAUGACCCUGGUGUCUUGCACGUGUGCGCAAGCAACGUUCUAGAGCAGAGCCCAAAUUCAUUCUUUGCGCUAUUUCCAAUGCCUAAUAUUUACACAGUCGCUCCUGGAAUACUACGCCUGAUUGCAAGCAUUCUACAUCGGAACAAAAGCACCGUGGCAAUCCCAUGUUCACAAAACGAACGGUUGAUUCAUUCUAAGAGCAUACCAUCCGAGCUCGGUUAGCAAGCAGACUAAGGAUCCAUUGCCGCGAAUCCCUGUCGCGUGUGUUGACAAGGAACGAUUUCCAAACAGGGUUGACCUUUUGGACGGUUGCCCUACUCGAGGGACAAGACAUUGACGUCUCUCAAGUCCGGCACCAGUCCAUUCAGCAUGUGCUAUCUGAUUCCAGAGCACAGUAUAUCCCAAUGCAGACGAAAUCAAGCUAUGGGAAGGUCAAUUGACACAGGAAAGGGUUGAAAUAGUUGUGCAUUCCUUGCUUUCUUCAAGGAGCACAAGGGCCCUGUCAACCCGG
Molecule: messenger RNA, 852 nt
Organism: Aspergillus novofumigatus IBT 16806
Lineage: Eukaryota; Fungi; Ascomycota; Eurotiomycetes; Eurotiales; Aspergillaceae
Exons: 2
Coding region: 300-563 (87 amino acids)
Source: RefSeq, a predicted model, not a curated record